Messenger RNA from Acanthisitta chloris (rifleman), 900 nucleotides. Its product is annotated as long-chain fatty acid transport protein 6-like. Gene Ontology annotation, molecular function: long-chain fatty acid transmembrane transporter activity; long-chain fatty acid-CoA ligase activity. Lineage: Eukaryota; Metazoa; Chordata; Aves; Passeriformes; Acanthisittidae. The record is from RefSeq and is a predicted model, not a curated record.
GUAGGGAUUGUUUCCUUGUACUUCAUCCAGAAACACCUCUUCCCUUACUUCUGGGCAUACCUGAGACACCUGCUCAAAGUAUUCCCCUAGGGGCUUGUCACCGUGCUGGAUGCGUUCGCGAAGCCGGCGGAGAAGCAGCCCCACAAGCCGUUCCUCAUUACGAAGGGAAGGUUCACACCUGCCGGGACGUGGAGUAACAGGGUAGCGCAGGUCUUCCUGCAGCAUGGGGCUGUGAGAAAUGGAGACACAGCGACCUUGCUGAUGAGCAACGAGCCAGACUUCAUCCACGUGUGGUUUGGACUGGCCAAGCUGGGCUGUGUGGUGGCAUUCCUCAACUUCAACACCCGCUCCAGAUCUCUCCUGCACUGUGUCAGCAGCUGCGAGCCCAGGGUACUGGUGGUGGGAGUAGAUUUACUUGAGACAGUGGAAAGACUUCUUCCAAACCUUCAAAAAGAUGUUAGCAUUUGGAUAAUGACCAACGACUCCACUUUUACAAGUGUGAAUACCCUGUUAGACAAAAUAGAAGCUGCAUCUGAAGAUCCUGUUCCAGUUAAUCGAUGCUCUGCCAACAAACUCACUUCAGCUGCUUUAUAUAUAUUUACUUCAGGAACAACAGGUCUUCCAAAGGCUGCCGUCAUCAGUCAUAUUCAGGUUCUUAAAGGAGCUGUUGGACUGUGGAGUUUUGGUGCUACUGCAGAAGACAUCAUUUAUAUCACUCUGCCUCUUUAUCACAGUGCAGCAUCUCUUCUUGGCGUCUGUGGAUGCAUAGAACUGGGUGCAACCUGUGUGUUAAAGAAGAAGUUCUCAGCUAGUCAGUUUUGGAGUGACUGCAAAAAGUACAAUGUGACUGUCGUACAAUACAUUGGGGAGCUUUGCCGUUACCUUUGCAAUCAGCCAGUG